AUGUCCAAGCAGGCUGCAUUUGUUCGUGUUGGGGCCUCCCUGGUCCUGGCCUACUUGGUUUCUCUGGUAUCCAGCGAGCUGGAAAUCGAUUUACAGCGCAUCGUGCAAAAUUACGGCGAACACUUGGUGGACGCCCGCGAGUUGCGUGUCCGGAAGAUCAAUCGAACAAGCCACGCGUUGAACGGAACUGUGAGAGUUGCCGUUGAUUUGGAUAAUGAUUAUAGGGUUUCGCUCAGUUUGGCUCACAGCCGACUCGGAAACAAUCAGUUCAAUAUUUACCCAAUGAAGAUUCCGGAACAGAGAAAUUGCAUUCUGCUGAACAGUUCGUAUCGCGAGUACCAGUCACUGUUUCGGGAGCAUUCAAAUAUGCCGCAGGUUCCGCCGGAGGGCAUGUGCCCGUUCAAAAAGGGAACCUACUGGUUUAAGGAUGCGAUAUUUUCGGCGGACCACUUUCCACCGUACGUUCCGGAGGGUUACUGGCGGUUCACGUUUGAAUAUCUUGGUCCCAUGGAGAACAACGCGAGCUUCAGCUUGUACGCCCAGAUGAAGAACACCGGAAUUUGGGAUUAGUGCACAAACCUAAUUACUGAGACCACAGACAAACAGAAAUAAAUCAUUAU
Molecule: messenger RNA, 620 nt
Organism: Culex pipiens pallens (northern house mosquito)
Lineage: Eukaryota; Metazoa; Arthropoda; Insecta; Diptera; Culicidae
Exons: 3
Coding region: 1-570 (189 amino acids)
Source: RefSeq, a predicted model, not a curated record